AUGGCAUGUGAAUCCUUGCGAGUGGAGCAGGUGGAUGCCAAUUUCUUAGAUCGCGAGUACAAGCAGAUUAUUGAACAGCAACUUACUGAACUCACAAUUGGACUUCCGGUUUCACUCAGUCGAAUUUGUGAUUAUUUUAAACCUGAGUUAAGUCUGCUAAUCGACAGCGUGUUGUGGACUACGCGAGUCUAUAGAGGAGCUUCACCAGGACAAUUGGAAAUGAAUAUUGCGUACAAAGACUAUCCAUUUAGAAAAGAGCCUCACCAGGACAAUUGGAAAUGA
Messenger RNA from Cylicostephanus goldi, 282 nucleotides. NCBI's taxonomy places the organism in Eukaryota, Metazoa, Nematoda, Chromadorea, Rhabditida, Strongylidae. The record is from the annotation of a GenBank genome assembly.